This is a messenger RNA of Osmia bicornis bicornis, 7826 nucleotides long. It is a transcript of the gene ACC, whose product is annotated as acetyl-CoA carboxylase. The record is from RefSeq and is a predicted model, not a curated record. The transcript has 13 exons. The coding region runs from base 385 to 7647 and encodes 2420 amino acids. NCBI's taxonomy places the organism in Eukaryota, Metazoa, Arthropoda, Insecta, Hymenoptera, Megachilidae. Gene Ontology annotation, molecular function: metal ion binding; ATP binding; acetyl-CoA carboxylase activity. Gene Ontology annotation, biological process: fatty acid biosynthetic process.
GGUAUCGCAACAGCGAGCCUAUUGCACGACCAGUGCGUCGUCGUGUCUCCUUUGGUGCUCCUCGUCGUGGUGGAACGACAGUUGAAGUGAUGAUGAUCGUGAUGACGACGACGAUGGCUCGUCGUUCGAACGCCUGAUCGCGCGGCUAAAUCCGAAAACAAGAAAGUAACAGCGGGACAAACGUAACGACAGACCGCGUGUGUGCCUCAAGGGGAUUUCUAUAUAACAAUAGUAAACAAAGGCGAAGCAGUAUUACCGAGACGCGUUCACCUGUGUCCACGUAUAUUCUUGGCAUAAAUCUCGAAGAGGAAGAAGAUAAUCGAAGAUACUCAAGAACCGAUUAAACAAAUUCGGACAAUCCCGAGGUACAAAGCUGUGUCUGGUAUGCUUCGAGGUCUUCUGGACACUUUUCUCGGUUUGAAUCACGCUGAACAAAGUGACACACCAAGUGUUUCGUCCGCCGUUGUUCUAUUCGCUCCCAUUCUCUUCGGCUUCUCGUUCGCUGUGAUUAUACGCCAAUACGUUCACCUUGGACACAUUUUCACGGAUCGGCUCCAACAAGGGUGGUGGUGGUGGUCUCACCUUUCACGAGCAUUUCAUUCUGUGUACGGUCGUAGGAGGAUCGAGGGUAACGCCGAGUGCGUAGACAGUGGUCCAGGGAAACAGGGAUCGAAAAAGGCUGAUAACGUACCCGUUAUUACGAUCAACGGCACGAUGUCGGAAAAUCCAGUAAGCUUCGUCGUCGGUGGACCCGACACUGAUCUAGCCGAGGAAUUGGAGGUUGAGGAUAGCUUCCCAUCCGAAGGAAGCGAUAUGGGCCUUAACCAGGCGCAGCAGAAUAUCUUGCCGGGCCUGGUCGAACGUCGCAAGCGACUCAGGCCCAGCAUGUCGCAGGGUACGGUGAUGAUUCAGACGCAAAAUCGGCUAUACGAAAAAGAUUUCACUAUCGCAACACCAGAAGAAUUCGUUCAUCGUUUCGGUGGUACCAAAGUUAUUAACAAGGUGUUGAUCGCUAACAACGGUAUAGCAGCAGUAAAAUGUAUGCGUUCCAUUCGACGAUGGUCCUACGAGAUGUUCAAAAACGAACGAGCGGUACGGUUCGUCGUGAUGGUAACACCGGAAGAUCUGAAAGCGAACGCGGAGUAUAUAAAAAUGGCAGACCAAUACGUUCCGGUACCAGGUGGAUCGAACAACAACAACUACGCGAACGUGGAAUUGAUCGUGGACAUAGCUAUACGUACCCAGGUGCAGGCUGUGUGGGCUGGAUGGGGUCACGCUUCUGAAAAUCCAAAAUUACCAGAAUUACUUCACAAAAAUAACAUUAGUUUCAUUGGACCAUCUGAGAGAGCCAUGUGGGCUCUUGGAGACAAAAUUGCAUCGAGUAUAGUGGCUCAAACCGCAGAGGUACCGACUCUCCCUUGGUCAGGAUCAGAAUUGAAAGCUCAGUACAGUGGAAAGAAGAUAAAGAUAUCCUCGGAACUGUUCAAAAAAGGUUGUGUCUCCACGGUAGAAGAAUGUCUGGCUGCAGCUAAUAAAAUCGGCUUUCCUAUUAUGGUAAAAGCAAGUGAAGGAGGUGGUGGUAAAGGUAUCAGAAAGGUGGAGAAUGCUGAAGAAUUGCCUACGUUGUUUAGGCAGGUACAAACUGAAAUACCUGGAUCUCCGAUAUUCAUUAUGAAACUGGCUAAGUGUGCACGCCAUUUGGAAGUUCAAUUAUUGGCUGAUAAUUACGGAAAUGCGAUAUCGUUGUUCGGUCGUGAUUGCUCUAUUCAGAGGAGGCAUCAGAAAAUUAUAGAAGAAGCUCCGGCUGUGAUAGCCAAACCUGAAGUUUUCGAAGAGAUGGAAAAAGCUGCUGUAAGAUUGGCCAAAAUGGUCGGAUAUGUCAGCGCAGGUACUGUCGAGUAUCUCUAUGACACGUCUGGACGAUACUUCUUUUUGGAAUUGAAUCCACGUCUUCAAGUGGAACAUCCUUGUACCGAGAUGGUAUCAGAUGUCAAUUUACCCUCUGCUCAACUUCAAAUUGCCAUGGGAUUACCGCUUCACCAUAUCAAAGAUAUCCGUCUUCUUUACGGUGAAAGUCCAUGGGGCGACAGUGUCAUCGAUUUCGAUCAACCACGGCAUAAGCCUCAACCGUGGGGUCACGUUAUAGCAGCUAGAAUUACUAGUGAAAAUCCUGAUGAAGGUUUUAAGCCAAGUUCAGGAACCGUGCAAGAAUUGAACUUCCGUUCUUCCAAGAAUGUUUGGGGUUACUUCUCCGUGGCGGCAUCCGGCGGUCUCCACGAGUUCGCCGAUUCUCAAUUCGGUCAUUGUUUCUCUUGGGGCGAGGAUCGUGAUCAAGCUAGAGAGAAUUUAGUCAUAGCUCUGAAAGAAUUGAGCAUCAGGGGUGACUUUAGAACCACCGUCGAGUACCUAAUCACGUUAUUGGAGACGAAUUCGUUCCUAGAUAAUAAUAUAGACACAGCAUGGUUAGAUUUAUUGAUCUCUGAACGUGUAAAGAGCGAUAAACCGGACGUAUUGUUGGCUGUAACCUGCGGUGCGCUUCACAUCGCUGAUAGAACUAUCACUGCCGCUUUCUCUGGAUUCCAAACGGCUUUGGAAAAAGGACAGAUACAGGCUAGCAAUGACUUAGACAAUGUUAUUGACGUUGAAUUGAUCAACGAUGGGUACAAAUAUAAGCUACAAGCCGCUAAGUCAGGUCCUAAUAGUUACUUCCUUAUCAUGAACGGUUCUUAUAGAGAGGUUGAGGUACACCGCCUAUCGGACGGAGGACUUCUACUUUCUUUGGACGGUGCAAGUUUCACCACCUACAUGAGAGAAGAGGUUGAUCGUUAUAGAAUUAUUAUAGGAAAUCAAACUUGCAUCUUUGAAAAGGACAACGAUCCUUCUUUGUUGAGAUCACCGUCAGCUGGAAAACUAAUCAGUUUCCUCGUCGAAGACGGUGGCCACGUUAAUCCUGGCCAAGCGUACGCUGAAAUCGAGGUUAUGAAAAUGGUAAUGACGGUAACAGCCGGCGAGGCUGGUAGCGUAUUCUACGUUAAAAGACCAGGUGCCAUUCUCGAGGCUGGUACUCUUAUCGCUCACUUAGAAUUAGACGAUCCGUCUUUGGUGACGAAAGCUCAAGACUACACGGGUCAAUUCCCGGAAACCGCGCCGCCUGCUGUUUCUGAGAAAUUGAAUCAUCUUCAUGCCAAAUACAGAGCUGCUCUGGAAAACACUCUGGGUGGAUAUUGUUUGCCGGACCCGUACCAUUUGCCACGUGUACGAGAACUUAUCGAGAAGUUUAUGAGUUCACUUCGAGAUCCUAGCUUGCCUUUGCUCGAACUCCAAGAGGUGAUCGCAACGAUAUCCGGAAGAAUUCCGAUCGCUGUGGAGAAAAAGAUCAGAAAAUUAAUGUCGUUGUACGAAAGGAACAUAACUUCCGUUCUAGCUCAGUUCCCUAGCCAACAAAUCGCCGCUGUGAUCGAUGGCCAUGCGGCAACCGUUUCCAAGCGAUCCGAACGAGAUGUGUUCUUCUUGACCACCCAGGCUAUAGUGCAAUUAGUGCAAAGAUAUAGGAACGGAAUACGCGGUAGAAUGAAGACCGCCGUUCACGAGCUUCUUAGACAAUACUACACCGUCGAGAGUCAAUUUCAACAAGGUCAUUACGACAAGUGCGUGUCAGCUUUAAUAGACCAAUACAAGGAUGACGUAGCCACGGUAACAGCUAUGCUCUUCAGUCACAAUCAAGUGACAAAGAAGAACGUCCUGGUGACGAUGCUUAUAGAUCAUCUUUGGGCGAACGAACCUGGCCUCACCGAUGAAUUAUCGAGCACGUUGACGGAACUGACGAGUUUGAAUCGUACGGAGCACAGUCGUGUCGCGUUACGCGCGAGACAAGUAUUGAUCGCCGCUCAUCAACCUGCUUACGAAUUGAGACACAAUCAAAUGGAAUCUAUAUUCUUGUCAGCUGUGGACUUGUACGGUCACGAUUUCCAUCCAGAAAAUCUACAGAAAUUAAUCCUCUCCGAGACCUCUAUCUUCGAUAUUCUUCACGAUUUCUUCUACCAUUCGAAUCGUGCAGUCUGCAAUGCUGCUCUGGAGGUUUACGUGCGAAGGGCGUACAUCAGUUACGAGUUGACCUGUUUGCAACACCUCGAGUUAUCGGGCGAAGUACCGUUGGUACACUUCCAGUUCUUAUUGCCUAACAAUCAUCCCAACAGACAGAACCAGUCACCGGUUAAUCACAGAGUCGGAGCAAUGGCAGCCUUCCAAGACAUGGAACAGUUUGUCAGAUACUCCGACGAGAUACUGGAUCUUCUAGAAGAUCUCUCGUCGACCACGUCGGUCUCGGCGAAAGUCUUAGAAGCGGUUGACGCGGCUGGAAGCGAAUCGAGGCAUAGCACGUCUAUAAACGUGUCUCUGAGCAUGGGAGACCCUCCUGUACCGGUGGAGAUCAGCGGUACCGGUGAGAGACCAGCGGAACCGGUGCACAUUUUAAGCAUCGCUGUUCAAGAGAAAGAAAACCACGACGACGCUGCUCUAGCCAAGCUGUUUGGCGAUUGGUGCGCCACGAACAAAGAUGAACUGAUGUCCCGGGGUAUCAGAAGGGUCACGUUCGCCGCAUUGAAGAGAAGACAGGUACCAAAGUUCUUCACGUUCCGUCAAAGAGACGGUUUCGUCGAGGACAGGAUUUACCGACACCUCGAGCCCGCUUGUGCCUUCCAACUGGAACUGAACAGAAUGAGAACGUACGAUCUGGAAGCACUGCCUACCUCAAAUCAAAAGAUGCAUCUGUACCUUGGCCAGGCUAAAGUUGCCAAAGGACAACAAGUCACCGAUUAUCGUUUCUUCAUUCGUUCUAUCAUAAGACACUCCGAUUUGAUAACCAAAGAAGCCAGCUUCGAUUACCUUCACAACGAAGGUGAACGAGUUCUCCUGGAAGCGAUGGAUGAAUUAGAGGUCGCGUUCUCGCAUCCCCUGGCUAAACGUACCGAAUGUAAUCAUAUAUUCUUGAACUUUGUGCCAACCGUUAUUAUGGAUCCAGUUAGAAUAGAAGAAAGCGUAACCAGCAUGAUCCUCAGGUAUGGUCCAAGACUAUGGAAGUUACGCGUACGUCAAGCUGAAAUCAAGAUGACCAUUCGUCCGGCUCCGGGGAAAGCAAUAUCCACGAUACGUUUGUCGAUCGCCAACGAUAGCGGUUACAGUAUAGACUUGCACGUUUACACAGAAGCAACCGAUCCAAAGACCGGGAUUGUUCGUUUCGAAUCAUCCCCUUCGGCGACGAACAAAUCUUGGAGACCAGGACCCAUGCACGGUUUACCUAUCUCCACUCCCUAUUUAACCAAAGAUUAUCUUCAAGCGAAACGUUUCCAAGCCCAAAGUGCUGGUACGACUUACGUAUACGAUUUGCCGGACAUGUUUAGACAACAAACGGAAAUGAUGUGGCAUAAAUACAUAGAAGAAAGACCUGACUGCGAGAUAACUGUUCCAAAUCCUGUGAUGGAUUGCGUGGAGUUGGUGUUGGAGGGUGAACACUUGGUGGAACAGAAACGUCUGCCUGGUGAGAAUAACGUUGGUAUGGUUGCCUGGAGGCUAAGACUUUACACGCCAGAGUAUCCAGAGUCUGGACGAGACGUUAUAUUAAUUGCUAAUGAUUUGACUCAUUUAAUUGGUUCCUUUGGUAUCAAGGAAGAUCUGGUGUUCUGUAGAGCAUCGGAAAGGGCCAGGCAACUUGGUAUUCCUAGAAUAUAUUUCUCAGCAAAUUCUGGAGCUCGCAUUGGCUUAGCUGAAGAAGUUAAAGCGCUGUUUAGAAUCGCUUGGGAAAAUGAAAACGAGCCAGAGAAAGGAUUUAAAUAUAUUUACCUAACACCAGACGAUUAUGCUCGUUUAGCACCUUUUAAUUCAGUAAAAACUUCGUUGAUCGAAGAUCAUGGGGAAUCUCGUUAUAAGAUCACGGAUAUUAUUGGCAAAGACGAUGGACUUGGCGUGGAGAAUUUAAAAUACGCUGGAAUGAUUGCUGGAGAAACAUCCAGAGCCUAUGAAGAGAUAGUCACCAUUUCAAUUGUAUCUUGUAGAGCCAUCGGUAUUGGUGCUUAUCUGGUACGUCUUGGACAGAGAGUGAUUCAGAUUGAAAAUUCACACAUUAUUUUAACCGGUUACAAAGCAUUGAACGCCGUGUUAGGUCGUGAAGUAUACGCGAGUAACAAUCAGUUAGGUGGUAUACAAAUUAUGCACAACAACGGUGUGUCCCACACAACUGAUCCAAGAGACUUGGAUGGUGUUGCAACAGCUCUACGAUGGCUAAGCUUUUGUCCUAAAUACAAAGGUGCACCUCUUCCUAUAUUACCAACACCUCUUCCUGAUCCAGUUGAAAGGGAGAUCAGCUAUGUUCCUACUAAAACAGCCUAUGAUCCAAGAUGGAUGUUGGAGGGUAGAUAUUCACAGAAUGGUACAAACAGUUGGGAAAGUGGAUUCUUUGACCGUGGUUCUUGGCAGGAAAUAAUGAGACCCUGGGCUCAGACUGUAGUAACCGGCCGAGCUAGAUUGGGUGGAAUUCCUUGCGGUGUCAUUGCAGUUGAAACUAGAACAGUCGAGUUGCAUUUACCAGCAGAUCCUGCCAAUAUCGAUUCAGAAGCCAAAACAAUAUCUCAAGCUGGACAAGUGUGGUUCCCCGAUAGCGCGUACAAAACUGCUCAAGCUAUUAAAGACUUUGGAAAGGAGGAACUACCACUUUUCAUUUUUGCUAAUUGGAGAGGAUUUUCUGGUGGAAUGAAAGACAUGUACGAACAAAUUAUAAAAUUCGGUGCUUACAUCGUCGAUGGCUUGAGAGAAUAUACCAAACCAAUAUUUGUGUAUAUCCCACCGCACGGAGAGUUAAGAGGCGGUGCCUGGGCGGUAGUUGAUCCAACGAUAAAUCCUCGUUACAUGGAAAUGUUUGCCGACAACACAAGCAGAGCCGGAGUUCUCGAACCUGGUGGCAUAGUAGAAAUUAAGUUCAGGUCUAAAGAUAUACUUAAAGUUAUACACAGGAUCGACGGUAUUAUUCAGAAACUCAAAGAAAAAUUACCUACUGCAAAUUCACCGGAAGAACGAACAGAAAUCGAAGCUCAAAUACGUAAAAGAGAAUUGAAUUUGGAACCCAUGUAUCACCAAGUCGCAAUUCACUUUGCUGAUCUCCACGAUACACCGGAAAGAAUGUUUGAGAAAAAUGCAAUUCAUGAUAUUGUUCCAUGGCGAAAGGCACGUAGAUCGCUGUAUUGGAGACUCAGAAGAAGACUUUUGGAAGAUGAAAUUAGAGAAGAAAUUCUGUCGACUCAACGUAGCUUAGACGUUCGACAAAUCGGUGCAAUGUUGCGUAGAUGGUUUAUAGAAGACAAAGGGACCACUGAAUCCUAUCUGUGGGAUCAGGAUGAAGCUGCGACAAUUUGGCUGGAGCAACAACGUCAAGACGAGAACAGUGUUGUUUCACGUAACAUUACAUGUGUGAAACAAGAUGCGGUUGUAUCUCGUAUCAAAGAAGCCUUGGAAGCAUGCCCAGAAAUGAGAUUAAACGCAAUAUUGGAAAUUGCCCAUAGGCUACAACCGGCAGAACGUACCGAACUGCAAAGAACUUUAUCACAAAUUGAAACGACUACCCAGGAACACCACAAUGACUCAAGUGCUUCAUCCUAAUAUUUCUCAAAAUUAAAAGAUCCCUUUUGUCUAUCUGCGUACCUGGUGUAUGUAGUUCUGUUUAGAAUUAAUUGUACAGACACUCGUUAUCCUUGUUAAUAGCUAAUUGUACGGGAGUAGUAUAAUUUUGAAAAAAAAAAAAAAAAGUUAAUUAAUUGCUUCUAUCGAUAGUGUUGCUU